This is a messenger RNA of Exserohilum turcica Et28A, 1557 nucleotides long. RefSeq lists its product as uncharacterized. NCBI's taxonomy places the organism in Eukaryota, Fungi, Ascomycota, Dothideomycetes, Pleosporales, Pleosporaceae. The transcript has a single exon. The coding region runs from base 145 to 1311 and encodes 388 amino acids. The record is from RefSeq and is a predicted model, not a curated record.
CGGUGCCGCAGUACCGGCUGCCAAGCCAUUCUCACCUAGCUUCAUGAUGGAUAUAAAAUACAGGCUAUGUCGAGGCUACUAUGACUCGCCUUACGCUCCCACUCACGAAUCCAAUACAGAAAGGUAUACACCAGGUACAUCAUAAUGUCUAGCAUAUACCAGAAGAUCCAGCAAGCGGCGCAUCGGAACGAGCAGCUGCUUCGCGGCCUCGAGGAAACAGACGCUGCCCCUUCACAGCUCCGGCAACAGAACGCCUACCUCGACGAUCUCGAAGUCCAAAUCGGCAAUACCAUGAAGCGCGUGGACCACCUGAAGAGGAAAACAGCAAUCGAGCUCAAGGAGCAUGAGAAAUACCGGGAUUCGAAUUUUCGGCGCUUCGCCCACAAGGCCAGCGGCAAGAAGGAGCGGUUCGCCGAGAAGGCCGCCAAAGAAGAGAAGGAGUACUUUGAUGCGAUACAGCAGCAGAAGAGCGCAGAGGACGAACUAGCCUACACCAGACAACUUCUCCACGAAGCCGAAGCGCGCAAGAGCGACCUCCAGUCCCAAGUCAAACGUCACGAGAGCCUGCAAGCCGAACUCGACGCCCUUUACAACACCAUCUUUGCCGGUUGCAUUCCCGAGUUUCCAGACGAGUACCAGAAAGAAGAAGCCUGCAGCACCGCCCACAACCACGUGCAAAAAAUCACUCAGAAACUCGAGCACGAACGCCACGUUCUCUUCCUGCUCGGCCAAGUCGCGGUCAAGCUCUCCACAGCUCGUAAUGCGCUUGAUUGCGCAUACGGUAUGAGCCAAUGGGACAUGUUCGGUGGCGGUACAAUGGCCAGCAUGCAGAAGCGCAACCACCUCGAAAGAGCCGAGAGCGUGAUCCAACAAGUGCGCAUGCUGCAACAGCAACUCAAGCAGGUUGCGCCCGAGAUCCCGGACAUGGGACAGCUGCAAAUCGCCCUGGGAAGCAUCUGGACCGACGUUGUCUUCGACAACAUCUUCACCGACAUGGACAUGCACGACCAAAUCAAGCAAUCCAUGAUGCAGGUUGUCCAUGCAGGCAGCAAGUGCAGCAGCAUCAUCCGGCAACGCGAGCAGCUGGAAAAGAGUCUUCGGCAAGAAUUGAACCGAGCAAAGACGCAGCUCCAGCAUGCCCGCCAAGAACUACAACACGCACGUGAGGAAGCUUUUCGAAGAGUCCUUGAGGAUGCCCAGCGGGAAACAUCAGCACCGGCACUUGGCGGCACACCAGCAAGUGCCAAUUGUAAGCCUCAGCCGCCCGAAUACACCUUCUCAGACGGCCCACCGCCCGGGUAUCUGGAUUAACUUUACGGGGACUUUUUUUUCUUCUCCUUCUAGAACGGCGACCAACUAUUCCACACUACCAACCUAUACGAAGCUGUACAAACCAUGCAUUUCUAGCCUCGAUGUAUUUGUAAGCCAUGUACAUUAGUUAACUACUACACUACUACUACUUAUUACCACAACAUGCUAUACAACCGAGCCCAUGGACGGGCCAUGUAGCGAUCGCAGUGUUUCCACAUAGCUACUAAAAUAUACCGUAAAAUCUUA